Messenger RNA from Solea senegalensis (Senegalese sole), 5118 nucleotides. It is a transcript of the gene arhgef19, whose product is annotated as Rho guanine nucleotide exchange factor (GEF) 19. The coding region runs from base 366 to 3266 and encodes 966 amino acids. The transcript is spliced from 16 exons. Lineage: Eukaryota; Metazoa; Chordata; Actinopteri; Pleuronectiformes; Soleidae. Gene Ontology annotation, molecular function: protein binding; guanyl-nucleotide exchange factor activity. The record is from RefSeq and is a predicted model, not a curated record. Gene Ontology annotation, biological process: regulation of actin cytoskeleton organization; activation of GTPase activity.
GGAAGGCAGAGCAGAGGAGCUUAGAGAGGGGAUCUGCAUUGUAAGUAGCUCUGAGAGCAAGUGGUGGCCGUUUUCAACCUGUUUUUGUUUUCUCAAGGAGCAGGAGAACGAGAAGAAGGAGAAGAUUCGGGCAGGAGAGCACAGAUGUUUAAACGUCUGAGCUGAGUUCAAAGAGAACAAUAAAGAAGAAGCCGAAGGAGGAGAAGAGAGGAAAGAAGCCAGGAGGAACACAAGGCAGCAAUGGAUAGAAGAGUGUCUCAGUCUGACCCUGGGAUGGCCUGGAUUCACACACUGUCGCUGGCCACCAGCCAGCACACGCACUAGACUGCUAAAUCAUCAAUGAGCUCCCAUGUGUUCGUUCAGCCAUGCUCCCUGGCUAUGGCUUCUCACCUUUUCUUGAUUUCCAACCCCACCUUCAUGUUUUUCGCUGCCGUGGAGAGCGUUCGAGCAUGUGGAUCCCUGGCUCGGGAGAGUCACAGGCUCUGAGCGAGGCCCAGGACGCCGGGCCGCUCCUCCACCAGUGUCACCACAAGCAUGUUGCCGUUUGUCAGCAGGAAACUUUGGCUUUUAUUGAGCUACAACCAUCGGUGACUCCAAAACUAAACGGCCUCAGCUCUCAGAGGCCGACAGUCAUUUCUGACGCGCAAUGUUUAACGCACUCUCUGCCACUGAAUGGUUUUGGACACACACUAAAUGAACUGAAUGCCAUGAAGAACGGUUGCCACAGGACAGACAAUGAAACAACAUUGAACUUGAACUCUCACGCACCUGAGGCUGAGCUCCAGUGCCAGGAUGGGACUUCUUUAGAGGAAGUGACUGAAAAGCCACAAACUGGCACAACAGUAUGUCGUCCUCCCUCCACAGCGCUUAGCCUCCCUCUGUCGUUCCCUCUGUCCUCUCUUUACUCAAACAGAGACUCAUGGGAGUCUCUGUUACCAUGUUCUCCAUCCUCGCCUGAAGGUCCUGGGUGUCAGAGCCCAAACUCCUGCCAGCCGCAGAGGAGAACGUCACAAGGUUCACUGAAGGAAAAGUCAAUCAGAAGAAAGAUGCGGGUUUAUUCCCCAGACAGCCCGAGCGAUGAAUCCCUCUGCAGCCCGGUCCUGGAUGCAGACUACAUCUUCCCUGGACCAUUUGCAUCUUUCCUGGAAGAGGACCUCAGUGGAUUAGGCAUUUCAAGUCCCUCAUCCACAGAUGGUGCUGCAGAUCUUCCAGACCUCAGUCAAGACGAUAUUUUUCAUCUACCUACAGGACCACUGAGGAUAUUAGAGGACUCCAUAUUAGUGGGGAGGGAAGAUUGUGGGAGUGUGGAGACAUCCAGUGCCACAGGAGGGAGCUUUUUGUCGCGCAGCCGUCAGGUGGACCAAGAGCGGCGACGCUUCUCAGCCUCGGAGCUCAUAUCUAGACUGCAGUUGUCACAGAGGAAGAACUCGUUCACAUUGAAGCUGGGGAAGUCUCUGUCGGCUCGAGUUGCCUCCAGAGACAGACAGAGCUCCCACAGCCUCAGCUCAAACCCCGACUAUAAGCCAAACUCCAAGCACCGCAGCUCAGGAGGCUCCAGUGACAGCGCCCCCCACAGUCCUGUAGGACCUGCACCUUCUCUACCCAGCAGUGACAAUGGGAUGCCUUUGCAUAGAUGGAGCACAAAACUUGGAAUGAGAAAGAAAUCCAUAGAAGAAGACUUGAGCUCACUUCCAUCGGUCGCUAAUUCCAAUCGCUUGUCAAGGUUUUUGCCGAGUUCAAUUCUGUACCAGGAAUACAGUGAUGUGGCCAUCAACAGAGAGAUCCAGAGGCAACAGGGGAAGGAGCCAGGCACGGAGGAGGAAGGUCUCAGGGACGAGGGGUCCGACGGGACCCCGUCUCCAUCUAAUCUGUCUCCGUCCAGCUCCUUCCGCUCCUCUCGAGGCUCUGCUUUUGCUCUGUGGCAGGACAUACCCGACGUACGGACCAGCGGUCAGCUCGACAAUUUCAGCAAUGAGGAGAGGAAGUUACAGGAGGCAAAGUUUGAGUUGGUGACUUCUGAGGCGUCGUACAUUCGCAGCUUGACGAUCGCGGUGGACCACUUCAUGCUGUCGCAGGAGCUCGCCGAGUGCCUCGGAGCUCAAGAUAAGCAGUGGCUUUUCUCCAAGCUGCCUGAAGUCAAAGAUGUCAGUGAGAGGUUCCUGCAGGACCUGGAACACAGACUGGAGGAAGACAUUCUGCGUUUUGACGUGUGUGACAUUGUCCUGGAUCACUGCCCAGCUCUGCGGAGGGUCUAUUUACCUUAUGUAACCAACCAGGCCUAUCAAGAGCAGACAUACCAGCGUUUGCUGCACGACAACCCUCGUUUUCCCAGCAUCCUGGCUCGUUUGGAGGAGGACCCCGUCUGCCAAAGACUUCCUCUGACCUCUUUUCUAAUCCUCCCGUUUCAGAGGAUCACUCGGCUUAAAAUGCUAGUGGAGAAUAUCUUAAAGAGGACAACACCGGGCUCUCGGGAUGAGGACACUGCCACAAAAGCUUUCAAUGAGCUCAAAAAGAUCAUCAAAGAAUGUAACUCCAGUGUGCAGUCAAUGAAGAGGAUGGAGGAACUAAUUCACCUCAAUAAGAAAAUUCAUUUUGAGGGAAAGAUCUUUCCUCUGAUCUCUCAGUCACGCUGGCUGGUGAAACACGGUGAACUCCUGGAAGUGGACACUCAGAUGAUGAGUAUAUCUGGAUCGAAGCUGAAGUUACCCACCAAGCCAGUGUACCUCCACCUGUUCAACGACUGCCUGCUGCUGUCCAGGAGGAAGGAUACCUGGAAGUUCAUGGUGUUCGUUCACGCCAAGAUUGGAGAGCUGAAAGUGAAGGAUCUCAGUCAGAAGCUUCAGGGCAUCUCAGGCUUCAUCUUCCACCUGCAGCUGUGUGAAGGCCAGCAGCUCAAACACCAGAUCCUGCUCAAAUCACACACCGAGAGUGGGAAACAGAGAUGGAUCACAGCAAUGUUCCCAUCGGAUCCACUUGAAGACAUCGAACAGGCCAAUGAGAAUGCCGAUAUAUCACAGGUUCAGUGUAUCAGAAGCUACCAGGCCCAAGAGCACGAUGAGUUAACACUGGAAAAGGCCGACAUUCUUCAUGCUAAGACCAUGACGAGUGACGGCUGGGUGGAAGGCAUCAGAUUGUCAGAUGGGGAACGGGGCUGGUUCCCCAAAACCUACGUGGAGGAAAUCACAAGUCGCAGUGCACGCCUUCGCAACCUACGCGAAAAUAUCCGCAUCAAAUGUGUCACACAGAAGUUGGAGGGAGAGGACUGACCGCUGUUUGUGCUGCAGCUCGUCGUGUGUCGAAGGUGCAUUUGCUUCUGGAUCAAAAGUUUCUGACUCUUCUUACUUGUUUUCUUUGUCAGGUUAGCAACGAAAGAACAUGCAGAAAGACAAGCUUUUAUACCUGAGUGUGACAACAGUUCACAGUAACCCAAACCACAAGAGGAAAAAUUCAAUAGACUCCACCCAAGACUUGGUAUUAACGUCCAAACUGAGUAAUCUGAUCAUAUCUAAACAGCUCCAAGUACAAAUCUGUCCUGAAUACCGUGUGUCCUCAGAUCCAAUCACAAAAAGCACAUUUGGACGUGGUUUGAAGGGGCAUGUGUCCACAUUCCUGAGCUGCACGACAGCAGUCCGUCUCUCAGAAUGGAUUAGACUCUCAGAAUGGAUUAGAGUCCGCCUCCUCAGAUAACGUCCUCUGACAGUAUCUUUUUUUGAAUGGUUAAAAAAUCUUAUUUCUUGUUUGCCUAGGGUUUUGAUCUACUCAUCUCCUCUCUGAGGUCAGUGUUUAUUCAAUACAGCACGGGUGAAACCAGAUCCACGACAUGUUUAAUGCCAAUUUAAGGUGUGAUUAGUUCUUUUGUGAAGUAUCUCAGCAACCACGUUUACACUUGUGUCCAAUCAUGUGUGCCCUAUUUUAUUAUCUCUUGUCCAAAACAUCUGAACAUAAUUUACAAUAUUGUUCUGUUGAAGAAGAAUGGUCGAGCGCAUUAUCUUCUCAUGUUUAAAGAUGUUAAAAAUCAAGUGGGAAGUCGGCUCAUUUUCCCCAUAGACUUAUGGAACCUUAAACACAUCUAAAGGUGAAUUGCACAUUUAUGUCUGCUGGGCAGUGCAGGACAUUCAGUCAUGCUUUAAUACAACAGUAGAAAAUCACCCGAGGCUGAUUCUGCUGCUGCUGCUGAGCUGCAUCACACACAUCAGAGGCUUCCUGUUUCGCUACAUUAAUCAUUUCACUGUACAAUUUGGACAACACCUUCCCCGUAUAAAUAGUCUGUGGGAACAGUGUGGACUAAUUACUGGCCAGACAAAAAUCAUCACAUGUGGUUUAAUGAAUUGGAAAGCUGUUUUUUUACAUUUUCAUUACAAUAGUUUUAAUGUCAGUGAAGGAUGUUUAUGACUCUCCACACACUUUGGAGAAAGACCAAAGCCAGAGCAUCAAAUGCAUUUUAAUUCACAGUUGGAAAUAAUACCGACAAAUAUUGAAAGUUUUUUUUACACAAUGUGCUUGUGAAUGAGCGGUUCUUAAGAAACGCUUUGCCCUCACAGGGAUUAAAUUAUAUAUAGACUGGAUAGGGAUAUAAAAAAAUGUCUUAUAAAUUCAAUGGUUCUUACACAUUCAUUAACAUGAUUUCACUCAUCAAGAGUAAAACCCACUCAAAAUGAUCAAUAGUGCAGUGAAACUGUGCUAAAUGUGUUGUUCAUGAACCACUAUAAUCAACAUUCAGUUGUUAACUCCACCAGUGGCACAUGACAUGUUUAUAACCCUCAUUUCUCCUCUUCGUCUUCUUCUAUGUCAGAGUUAGUUGUAAUUUAAGUGGUUGCUGUUGCAGCGUGUGUAUUUAUACUCCUCUAGCUGGUUGUUCUCUAAGGAGAUUCUUGAUGUAAAUGUACUUUACUGUAGAUGGCCUCAUGUACAAAGAGUAGAAAAUGGUUCAUUUACUUUUUUUUAACAGUAAUUUAUAUAUAAAAAGAUGUAACAAAUGUUAUGACAUUCCGUAGCUAUAAACCUUGCAGUCAGAGUGAUUUCUAAUACCACAGUGAAUAUAAUACUGUAACACACUGGAUGUUUUGACACUACUGUAAAUGUUUAACCACUGAAAUAAAAAAAACCCAGAUGCUUUCA